This is a messenger RNA of Penicillium canescens, 1072 nucleotides long. Its product is annotated as clathrin light chain CLC1. The transcript is spliced from 5 exons. NCBI's taxonomy places the organism in Eukaryota, Fungi, Ascomycota, Eurotiomycetes, Eurotiales, Aspergillaceae. Gene Ontology annotation, cellular component: clathrin coat of trans-Golgi network vesicle; clathrin coat of coated pit; plasma membrane. The record is from RefSeq and is a predicted model, not a curated record. Gene Ontology annotation, biological process: intracellular protein transport; clathrin-dependent endocytosis; clathrin coat assembly. Gene Ontology annotation, molecular function: structural molecule activity; clathrin heavy chain binding. Bases 1 to 870 code for a protein of 289 amino acids.
AUGACACCCAGCAUUCAGACCGCCCAGCCGGCAGAAUCGGACGGGGCCUCGCCGCCCGUGUUGACACCCGUCGUGGCCACCUCAACCUCGCUGUUGAUCGACCUUUCUGAUUCUGACACCGACAAAGCCUUCACUACUCCUCCCAGUCAUUUCAUUCAACCUAUAAAGAUGGCUGACCGUUUCCCUUCUCUGGAGGACUUCUCUGAGGGCCAGACCGAAGUGGCCGAUGGCCAGCGCGCCUCCGGAGAUGACUUCCUUGCCCGUGAGCGUGCUGCUCUCGGUCAAGAUGCAGACCAAUUCGCGACCCCUCAAGACCACGUUGGCGAUGAUGAGAACAUCAACGCGGGGAACGACCUACUAGGCGGAGAUGACGGUGAGCCCGUGGAGGAGAUUGGUCAAUUCGAGUCGUCUUUCCCAUCAAUGGAGACUCAGGCACAGAACGAGUAUGCUGACCAGGGGUUACAUCUAUUCAGCGCGUUGCCCCUGGUGAAUGAUGAGGAUGAGGGUCCGUUUGUCCGUGAAUGGCGUGAGAAGCGUGACGCCGAGAUUGCCCGCCGUGAGGAGAUCGCCGCCGAGAAGAAGGCCGAGAGAAUCGCAAAGGCCAAAGAGGACAUUGAUGCUUUCUACCUUUCCUACAACAACAAGGCCGACAAGGGCCGCGCCCAGACCCGCACCGAAGCCGAGCAGUUCCUUGCCAGCCGAGAGGAUACCUCCGCCGGAGGCACAAGCUGGGAACGCAUUGCUAAGCUGGUUGAUGUUUCGGGCAAGGGCUCCGCAGGCGGUGCCAGCGGCUCCGGAAAAGAGCGAUUCCGCGAGUUGUUGAUCGAGCUCAAGAAGGACCAGGAAGCACCCGGAGCCAGUGGAAUCUAGAUGAGGCACUUUGAUGCUUGAGGGUCCGGGGAGCGGGAGUCUGGGGUUGAAGGAUGCGGUGACAAUGAACUUGGGCUGGCCGCUGCGUCUCUUGUUCUUUUCUUUCUUUUUUUACUCCGCGCAGCGAACCGUCCAGGGAGAUCGAUCUGUAAUUUAGUCUCAAAUCGAUAGCAUCGUUAAUACCAAGGGUUUUUUUUUCUCC